AUGAAUGCACGGAAUUUGUCCAUUUUUACCCUUCAUCUUCUCACAUUUUUUUCCCGAAGUUCAAGGAAUUCAGAAGCAUCCGAUGUUCCAAGGCAGAAUGUCAAACAUCUACUAGGCUUGGUACAUGAUACUUGGUGUUCCAAAUUUAAAGCGAUCGUGUCUUCACGUCAGAAUGAUGGAGACCAAGGAAGAAUAUGGGAAUACAUAAAAUGCACCACAGAGCUUCGAGAGGCCAGGAUUAAAUUCGAAAAGGCUACAGAAAGUUCCUCGUUGCUGGAUAUAAACUUCAAAAAUGGAAUCAUGAAAAUCCCAUCUUUGAGUAUUUCUGAUAGUACUGAGGUCAUCUUUAGAAAUUUGGUUGCAUAUGAGCAACAUAAUGAUAAAAAUGAACCAACUUAUGUGACCGAUUAUAGGAAAUUUUUAGAUUGCCUCGUCAUUUCUCCCAAGGAUGCCGAAAAACUUCGUCACUAUGGAAUCAUUGACAAUUGGCUUGGUAAUGAUGAAGCCAUUUCAAUCAUGUUGAACAAAUUGGGCAAUAAUGUCAUGUUAGAUUCUACUACUUUCUACUACUCAAAAAUUUUUAACAAAGUUAACGAGCAUUGUAAACGUCGUCGACACAUAUGGAUGGCCAAAUUAAAGCAUAAUUAUUUCAACAGCCCAUGGUCUAUCAUUUCACUUUUUGGUGUUACUCAAUUGCUUCUGUUGACUAUGUUACAAAUUAUAUUCUCUGGUUUAAAUGUCUGA
This is a messenger RNA of Ilex paraguariensis (yerba mate), 744 nucleotides long. The record is from the annotation of a GenBank genome assembly. NCBI's taxonomy places the organism in Eukaryota, Viridiplantae, Streptophyta, Magnoliopsida, Aquifoliales, Aquifoliaceae.